Molecule: messenger RNA, 1307 nt
Organism: Brassicogethes aeneus
Lineage: Eukaryota; Metazoa; Arthropoda; Insecta; Coleoptera; Nitidulidae
Source: the annotation of a GenBank genome assembly
AUGAUACUAAACGUAGUGGUAUUAUUGACAGUUAUUAAAAGUGGUUUUUGUGUUUUGCUUGAGGAUAUUUAUGAUCCUUUUACACUGUUUUGGUGGUCCAAUGGGCCUUACAAUGUAAACACUAGGUGCUUAAUACCAUCCAAUAAUGGCGAUAUAGUAGGGGAGUGCACCACUACAGCAAAAUGUUUCUUGUAUGGAGGAACUGUAUCUGGUGGAUGUGGAAUAGGAAGAAGUUGCUGCAGAUACGCUCAGGAAAACAAACAGUGCAAGGUUAAAACAAAUCAUGGAAUCGAAGUAACUGGUACAUGUUUGGGGGAGGGAGAUUGCCAAAGAUCUGGUGGGGCAUCCCAUGGAAAAUGUGGUGGAUUAUUUCAAAAAUGCUGCGUUUAUGACAAUACUUGUGGUAAAAUAACAACAGCAAAGGUUUCGUAUUUUGAUGGAAACUAUUUGCAAACGCAGGAUCAAACCACUUCUUGCACAUAUACAAUUUUUUUGAAUAAUCCCAACAUAUGCCAAGUCAGAUUGGAUUUUGAAACCUUUCACUUAGCACCUCCUGAAACUAGCGCAAGUCUUGGCACUAAAUGUGUUACGGAUACUUUUAAUGUGGAACCAAGUAACUAUGGAAUUCCUACACUAUGUGGAACUAAUGAUAAUCAGCAUGUAUACGUUCAUCUUCAACCUGGCGACGAGAAGGUAACAUUAAACAUGAAAUUAAGUAGAAGAACUUUAGACAAUACACUAAUAGGACCCCAUUGGAGGAUAAAAGCUACUCAGUUGCAAUGUUCCGGGGACAAGAAAAAGGACGACUCGUCUCAAUUUGAUUAUCCUUUAUUGGCUCCACGUGGAACCAUUCAAUAUUAUACUGACACCAUUGGAACAAUCAAGUCAUUUGGAUACGGGCAUUCUUAUACGACUGGGGAGCAUUAUUCCAUUGCAAUUAAAAAGGAUCCUGGAUACUGCCUUGCAAAAUUUUCGUUCAUUACUGUAAAUAUGUUACAAGACGAAGCUGGCACGGGUGAUAAGCAAUGCAUUGAUUAUUUAAAUGUUCCCGAUUUUUUCUCUAAAACACUAGUAGAUAAUGCUGCCAAGGUUUGUACGCAGGAUGAUUUCUAUUCUUUGGUUCCUGGACCUCUAUCCCUGACGUUUUCUUCAGCAUCAGUGGCUCAAGCGAAUACAGAGAACGUUGAAGCUGAAGUUUACAAUUUUAAGUUGAAGUACGAAUUACAAGGAACGUGUGAUGAAGCUAAAUUGUAGGGUCGAAUAUUUAUUUUAUUUAUUGUAAAUUAUUAUUAAAUAGUUAAUUAAGG